GCCUGACCCAACCCAACACUUCAUACACCCUCAACGGCAAGGUCAGAGUCAGACACACCUCCCCCUUGCAGAAUCCCACACAAGUCUCGAUGCUCCGCCGCAUAGCGGCCCUCCGGCCGCCGUCUCGAGCGGCCGCGCCAUUGGGGGCGAUUGCGGCGCCCUAUUCCUCGAAGUCCACAUCCAUCCCUCAGAAGCAGCAGCGCGUCCGAGACCAUGCCUUCGACGGCGUCAUGGAGGUCCAGAAGCGCGUCCGCCGCUUCCACGCCCUCCACGCUCUCAUCCUCUACGCCGCCGCCCCCACCGCGCCCUCCCGCGCCGGCGGAAGCGGCGCCGUGUCCGUCCCCUUCACCCGCCUCGGCGCCCUCGCGCGCCGCCAGUUACGCCUCGCGCCCCUCGACGCUGGCCGCUUUCUCCUGCGCCACGCGCACGCCUUCCACCUCUUCCUCCACCCCGUCCACCGCAUGCUCCACAUCCGCCUCACCCCACGCGCUGCAGCGGUGCUCGACGCUGAGGCCGACGCCGUCGCCGCCGCACUCCCCGGCAUCUCCGUCCUACGCCUCCGCAAGCUCCUCCUCCUUGCGCCCCCGCACCGCCGUCUCCGCCUCGAGCACAUCCACCUCCUCCGCCGCGACCUUGGCUUCCCAGACGAUUUCGCCCAGUCUAUCAUCCAGUCCAACCCCUCCCUCUUCCGCCUCACCCCUGACGGCUUCGUCGAAUUCCUGCCGUCCCCCACCGACCCGCCCGAUCUCACCGUCGCCGCCGUAGAGCGCGCCCGGGAGCGCCACUACCGCGAGCACCGCGCGCCCGGCUCCGCCGAGGAGGACGCGCGUUUCGCGUUCCCCAUUCGUUUCCCGCCAGGGUUUAAGAUCGGCAAGUACUUCCGGAUCGCUGUCUGGAAAUGGCAGCGCCUCCCCUACGCUUCACCCUAUGCAGACGUCACGGGCCAUGACCUGCGUUCGCUUGAGGCACAACGCCGCAUGGAAAAGCGCGCGGUCGCUGCUGUCCACGAGUUUCUCUCGCUCACAGUUGAGAAGCGCACCACAUUGGAGCGCCUUGCGCUGUUCCGCGAUGCACUCGGUGUGCCCAAGAAGAUCAAAGAGUUCUUGCUGAAGUACCAGGGUAUAUUCUACAUAUCCACGAGGGGGAAUCAGGGUAAGCUGCAUACGGUGUUCCUCAGGGAGGCGUAUUACAAAGGGGAACUUGUUGACCCGAAUGCAAUACAUGAUGCAAGACGGAAGCUGGAGGAGUUGCUCAUGAUCAACCCACAGAGGGCGAAUUUGGACAGAAUGUUCACCAGCAUGGGCCGUGGGUGGGAUGAACUUGGUGGCAGCCGCCGUGGUGGAUCUGAACUGAGGGAUGAGUUUCUUGGCGAUGGAGGUGGCAGGAAAAGGAAUGCUGAUGCUGAUGGGGCUGAGAGUGGGGAGGACUCGGGUGUUGAAUCACUGUACAUUGAUUGAGAAAUAGAAUUAUAUAUGAAGGCUCUGGACAUCAACUUGCAAGCUGGUUUGUGAGCAGGCACUCGUUCCCUUUGGAAAAGGUUUAACUUCUUGCAUUGGCAUCAUCACCACUAUAGCAUUUCUAGCUAAUCGGUCAGCUAGAAAGGUGAUGGGCUCAGAAGUCAGAACUGUCAGCAAGGAUAUCACAUUCAUGAACCUGCAAUGAGUCGAUAAGAUGGAGACCAAGGAAAAGUCUAAAGGCCUCCACGUGAGGGCUGGUUCGGUGGAUAGAGAAAUUGAGGAGAUCCAUGAGCAGGGAUCCUCUUGCUAUUUAGGCUUGUUUGGUUAUUCCAAUUCCAUGUGGAUUGAAGUGUAUUGGAAUGUAUUGGGUAGAUUUUGACUUGCUAUGAAUUUAAACCGACUCAAUACUAUUCAAUCCACAUGGAUUAACGGUGAAAUGAACAAGCCCUAGAGGAUCUCUCUCCAUGGAUCUCCUUUAUUUUCCUGUUUGGGAUCCCUUCUCUAUGAACCCCUCCAUUUCUCUGUCCACUAAACCAGCCCUGAAUGGGAGAAAUAGCUUGGGAAGUUUUUGCCUGAACGUUUAGUGUCCAAGGAGGCUGGAAACCACGAUAUGUUCUGUAAAUGCCUAGACCAGUCUCCUGGCAUUGGUAUGUGAGGCAUCAUACCUGCAACAACAGUUAGAUUGGUAUGUGAGGCAUCAGACCUGCAACAACAGCUAUAUUGGUAUGUGAGGCAUCAGACCUGCAACAACAGCUAGAUUGUUAUGUGAGGCAUCAGACCUGCAACAACAGCUAGAUUGUUAUGUGAGGCAUCAGACCUGCAACAACAGCUAGAAAGGGAACCACAUUCUUCAUGAUGAUUAUUGCUUCAAGGGUUCUGAAACCUGUUACCUGAAAUUUGUUGUUAACAACGCAAACUUCAUAUUGAGCCUUGCCUUUUGCACAGCCUUUGCCUGAAAAAAUCAUAGAGUGGAUAUGCCAUUCUUUUUUCAAUGUCA
This is a messenger RNA of Zea mays, 2454 nucleotides long. Its product is annotated as protein ROOT PRIMORDIUM DEFECTIVE 1. Lineage: Eukaryota; Viridiplantae; Streptophyta; Magnoliopsida; Poales; Poaceae. The record is from RefSeq and is a predicted model, not a curated record. The transcript is spliced from 2 exons. Gene Ontology annotation, molecular function: RNA binding. The coding region runs from base 90 to 1457 and encodes 455 amino acids.